Messenger RNA from Gadus chalcogrammus (walleye pollock), 1782 nucleotides. RefSeq lists its product as uncharacterized. Gene Ontology annotation, molecular function: oxidoreductase activity. Lineage: Eukaryota; Metazoa; Chordata; Actinopteri; Gadiformes; Gadidae. The record is from RefSeq and is a predicted model, not a curated record. The coding region runs from base 132 to 1220 and encodes 362 amino acids. The transcript has 11 exons.
CACCGCCGGGCGGGCUUGACAGUUACCGGGUGUUUCCACGCACCGGCUGCACAGCUGGUUGGGAAGGAGUUCACCUUGGAUCAUUAUACCAACCACGCUUAUUAAAGCAAAGCAGGAACCUUUCAGUCAACAUGAGCAGGUGUCUGAUCAGCCAGGCGGAGGUGUUGAGCUUCAUAGAGAGAUGCAUGACCGCCGUGGGCACCAAGGCCCAUCAUGCUAAGAGCCUGGCCCAGGUGCUGGUGGAGGGGGACUGCAGGGGCCACUACAGCCACGGGCUGAACCGCAUGGACAUGUAUGUGAAGGACAUCGAGUCGGGCAUCUGCUCAAAGGAAGGAGAGCCGGUGGUGGAGAAGGAGACGGCCGCCACGGCGUUGGUGGACGGGAGGAACCUUCUGGGCCCCGUGGUGGGCAACUACUGCAUGGACCUGGCCCUGAAGAAGGCCAAGGACACGGGCAUCGGCUGGGUGGUGGCGCACGGUUCCAACCACUACGGUAUUGCUGGAUACUACGCAAUGCAGGCUCUUAAAGAAAACAUGAUUGGCAUGUCGUUCACCAACACCUCCCCACUCGUGGUCCCCACUCGUGGCAAAGAGUGCACCCUGGGAACCAACCCCAUCAGUGUGGCGGCUCCAGCCAAUGACGGGGACAGCUUUGUGUUGGACAUGGCCACGUCCGCCGUGGCACUAGGGAAGGUGGAGCUUCAUGAUCGCCGUGGAGACUCCAUCCCAGUGGGCUGGGGCUGUGACGCCGAGGGGAAUCUGACCCCAGACCCCAAGAAGGUCCUGCAAGGAGGUGGCCUGGUGCCGAUCGGUGGCAGCGAAGCUACCGGGGGCUACAAGGGCUAUGGUCUUGGCAUGAUGGUGGAGGUGUUCUGUGGCAUCCUCUCUGGAGCUCAGUACAGCAAACACGUCCGCACCUGGAAGGUGACCGACCGCGCGGCCAACCUGGGCCAGUGUUUUGUGGCCAUCAACCCAGAGAGCUUUGCUUCUGGCUUCACCGACAGGAUGUCAGACCUUCUGUCCAUACAGAGAAGUCUGGACCCUGCCACCCCUGGUAGUCCAGUGCUGGCUGCUGGGGAUCCAGAGAGAGCUCACCUGGAGGAGAUCAAAGAGUUGGGUGGAAUCCCCUACCACUUGAACGUGGUUAACUUCAUGAAUGAUUGUGGCAAGAGAGUAGGAGUCAUCCAACUGCUGCCGUGCGAUAAGCUCAUCUCCAAUUAGGUAUCUUAACCAAUGGCUUUCAUGAAACCACUGUGUCUCUUGGACUGUUACUGUGAGACCCAAGGAGCAAGCCUACUCACAGCAAUGCAUCAUGGGAUGUACCCAUGUUGUUGUUUUUAAGCCAUUAAGGCUGUCUUUUAGAAAAAAUUAUUGUACAAGUACAUUAGAAGGGGUAACACUUCAUGUUUUUAACGGUUACAUUGAUUUUAAAUUCAAAUAUAAGAACGUAUACGGAAAUGUACUGAGGUUCCUCUUUCGAAAUGACGAUUCUAUAUUUAGCACAACAUCUUGUAUGACUGAAAAUGUUGUACAUUUUGUUGCAAUAAUAUGGUAUCUUGUUUCAAUCACUGGCAUGUUAAUUGCACACAAAUUAAGAAAAAGACGGAUUUCAUUUUUAUGUUUGCUUCUGCGCUUAUCUCUGCACCUUUUUCACAUGCUAUUUUAUGGAAAAUGCACUCGAAAGCCAUUUUACAAUGUCCUUAAACUUUAAAAACAAAGAAAUAAUAUUAUUUGUAUAAUAUUAUAAUAUAUAUUGUGGUAGGUUUUAAGACCCAAAAAUGAC